AUGAAGAAAAUUGAGGACCCAGAAUCGCGUAAACAGUUCUACUCAAAGCGCAAGGAUAGCCUUGUUAAGAAGUCGAAUGAGUUGGGAGUUGUAUGUGACACAUAUAUUGCACUAUUAAUGUUUUCUCCAACUGGUGAAGUGACGACCUAUUCUAGAGGAAAAAGUUUUGAGGGUAUCAUGAUCAAUGCAAUUAACCAGCCUGAUGAACUGAAUCGACAACCCACUCCAAAUCCAGAUGAAGAGCAUUUGAUGCAGAGUCUCGCACAAUCAAAAGCUGAAAGAGGAAUGAUUGAAAAGAUUUCUAUGUAUGAGGCUCAUAAGGAGAAGCUUAGUGAGCUCCAAAAAACACUAAGUGAAGCAAAGGAGAAAAGAAGGUUUUAUGAACCACAAGUGGAGAAUAUCAACACAGUGGAAGAAGUUGAUGUAUAUAAGGAGUAUCUUCUGGGUGCUAUGGAACGGGUUAAACGAUCCAAAGCUAACCAAGAAUUUCUCAAGAGAAAUAGAAAUGUCAUGUUAAGUUCAGUCAAUGCUGAGGAUAUGGCUGCUGCAUGUAAUAAUUAA
This is a messenger RNA of Solanum pennellii, 561 nucleotides long. Its product is annotated as agamous-like MADS-box protein AGL66. NCBI's taxonomy places the organism in Eukaryota, Viridiplantae, Streptophyta, Magnoliopsida, Solanales, Solanaceae. The coding region runs from base 1 to 561 and encodes 186 amino acids. Gene Ontology annotation, molecular function: DNA-binding transcription factor activity, RNA polymerase II-specific; protein dimerization activity; RNA polymerase II cis-regulatory region sequence-specific DNA binding. The record is from RefSeq and is a predicted model, not a curated record. Gene Ontology annotation, biological process: regulation of transcription by RNA polymerase II. The transcript is spliced from 8 exons.